Molecule: messenger RNA, 1544 nt
Organism: Abrus precatorius (Indian licorice)
Lineage: Eukaryota; Viridiplantae; Streptophyta; Magnoliopsida; Fabales; Fabaceae
Product: BAG family molecular chaperone regulator 8, chloroplastic
Exons: 2
Coding region: 80-1366 (428 amino acids)
Biological process (GO): protein folding
Cellular component (GO): plasmodesma
Source: RefSeq, a predicted model, not a curated record
UCCUUGAAUAGACCAAGUACUCAGCAGCUUCACGCUAACAAUACCAAAGCCAAAAACCCUUUCUUUCUUCCCUCACUGAAUGGCAUCUCCCUGCCACUGCCCCCAACACCAACACCAUCAUCAGCACCCUCAUCAAACCCCUCCUCCCACAAACCAUUACUGUUGCAACCCUUCUUACAGUUGUUGUACACCCCCACAAGACAACCUUGUACAAGCCAUUGCAACACUCUUGUCUCAAACUCAAUCACACCCUAUUCCUUCUCUAAAACAUUACACCAAAUCUUAUCCUCUCCACAACCUUCCCAUUCAAAAUCACCACCUUCAAACCCAAUCCACUAUCUCUUCCCUUCUCCAUCGCAUCGAAUCCCUCGAAUCCUCUCUCAACCAUUACACUCAUCACUCUCUCCGCCAUGCUGCUGCUCGUGUUAUCCAAACCCAUUUUCGUUCCUUCCUCGUUCGUAGAUCAAGAACACUAAGCCACCUCAAACACCUCGCUUCCAUCAAAUCCACCUUCAACGCUCUCAAAUACUCCUUUUCCAACCACACCCACCUUGAUUUUGCACCUCUUUCCCUUAAAGUUGCGAACUUGCUCCUCGAACUCGAUGCCAUUCAGGGUUGUGAUCAGCUGAUUGUGGAUGGGAAAAGGUCGAUUAGCAGAGAUUUGGUUCAGUUUUUGGACUCCAUUGAAGAGGUUGCUGUGAAAAGGCACGUGCUUUAUGUGAGGGCAGCAAAGACUGCGAAGUCGGGUCAGAAAGUUUGCAAGCCUAGAAAUUCAGGUGAUGAUGAGAAGCGGAAGCUGUUGCAGAAUUUGAGGGGUAGGGUUGAGAAGCUUAGCAGAUUGUGUAAGGUUUCUGCGAAUGAUGAUGAAUGUUCGGAGCAUGAGGAGAAGGGAUUUCAUGAUGAUGAUCAUGUGGUAAAAGGUGUUUUGAUUGGUAGAAGGGAUGGAGUUUCCCCGAAGAAAAAUGGGGUCUUUGCUCAUAGGCAAGGAAUUCAACCUAGAGUGAAGAAAAAUGUGAGGUUUGCAGAGAAUGAGAAUGUUUGUGAGGUUUAUAGUGGGGAUGUGACUUGUUCUGAUGGAAGUUCAUCUAGUGAUGAGCAAGGAGAGGUUUUGGAGAAUGUUAGUGGUGCAGUUGAAGAUGUUGUGGAUUCUUCUCAGGAUGCUGAAGAUGAUGAGGAAGCCCUGGUGGGGGACAGUGGCGGAUCGCCGCGUAGUAGCGAUGAUGGGGAAAGGAACUCUAGAAGGGUUCUCAAAAAUGAUGGCAGAAAUGUAGUGGAAGAGCAGCUUCUAUUAUCCGCUCCAUUGCCUCUUAAGAUGGAAAACAGAAGUGAUUUCAAGAAGAGUAAAGGUGUGAAAUUUUUGUUGUGAAGAGCUGUAGCAUGAUCAUGUGAGACUUAGUUUCGUUUGAUUUGUAUUGUUUAAUUGUAAUGUAGGAGUAUUUGAUUGUCCUUCGGAUUGGUGGAGCUGAUUUGAGUGUCUAAUUGGUCGUUGGUACUGUAAAUGGACUAUGUAUUUUCAUGUUCCACUUCAAUUGAUGUUUACUACU